GAAAAAAAAAAAAAGAAAAAAAGGACAGAGAGCCAGGGAGAGUUGCUCGCAGGAUUUCUGGGUGUUCAAUGCUUGCCUGUGUAUAUACUUUGCUAGAUCUCCAAAUAUGAAGCACAAUAUGGACAUGAUAAACUAAAGCCAAUCCCACCGAGAACACGCCAAGCCGAUGAGAUGGACAAGAUCCUCGAGAGCUUCAGGAAGCUUCGAGAAGGCCUCUUUGCCACCGAGACCAGAGAUAUCUUUGCUGUCCAAGUCUACGAACAAUCAAUCCUAUGCAGUCUCUACGCUGGGAAUAUACCCGAGUUGACCAAAGCCCUCCAACACCUCGUGCACGACCUCCACCCUCAAGUCUACAAAAUCACUCCCCGUGCGGACCCAUCGCUCCUCCCAGAAAUACCCCUUGAGCGCCAGCGGUUUCUAGCCCUGUACAUUCUACACCAAGUUGCCAAACCAAUCCGCAAGCGCGUCACGUCGACCUCAUCCUCUAUCGGAACUCUUAAUCUGCUCUCCCAGACGAUUGCUCAUCCGAAAACGGAGACCGAUCAGCUAAUAGCGUCGCUUUUGCAAGUAUACGAGCAACUUCGACAGCAAAGACCGUCCGAGUAUGCACUCGAGUCGGAGGUGGUGUUCGCACUCGCAUACUGGAAGAGUCUUCGAGAUGGUAAUUGGAUCCUGCGCGAACGGUUGUUGAGCGCAGUCGGCGGUCCGUCAGUCUGUUUACCAGCAUUGCUUCAGAACACGAUCCCGAUCUCGUGGGAGCAGCGGCUUAUGAUCCAACGCUCAAUGGGGGACUCCCUAGGUUCGGCAAGGUCUAUGAGUGUGGGGAUGAUGAGCAAGGCGUACUAUUCUUUACCAGUAUCUGUGAUGGCCCAUGCGGUCGGGCUAACAGAGUCGCAGGAAGAAUACACUCAGACAACUCCGGUGGACGCUGUGACAAGUGAACAGUGGGUCAAGGAACUACAGGCGUCGUAUGGGCUUGCACCUUCGAUCAUUGUACGUAGCGGAAGCCUUAUGUUCAAGGCAAAGUCAUAAUGUAGCGAGUAACGGAAAUAACCUGAAUAUACGAAUAUAUUUAUAUGCGCUGAAGAUGUCUG
This is a messenger RNA of Gamsiella multidivaricata, 1094 nucleotides long. RefSeq lists its product as uncharacterized. The transcript has 2 exons. The coding region runs from base 172 to 1032 and encodes 286 amino acids. Lineage: Eukaryota; Fungi; Mortierellomycota; Mortierellomycetes; Mortierellales; Mortierellaceae. The record is from RefSeq and is a predicted model, not a curated record.